This is a messenger RNA of Exophiala viscosa, 1743 nucleotides long. RefSeq names its product beta-lactamase. The coding region runs from base 432 to 1712 and encodes 426 amino acids. NCBI's taxonomy places the organism in Eukaryota, Fungi, Ascomycota, Eurotiomycetes, Chaetothyriales, Herpotrichiellaceae. The record is from RefSeq and is a predicted model, not a curated record. The transcript has 2 exons.
UCAUUCUGCUGUUGGUACCAGCUGCUGGUCUGGAACGAAUGUAAUGGCCAGAUUGGUGGAGCAACCCCAGAUAUGGAAUGGCUUAUCUGGGGCUUAUCUUCAUGGUCAUGUCAUUUUGAGACACUGUUCUCUCACCCAGGUUGCAGGUCAUCUAACAACGUUUGUGGCUGUCCUUGCUGUCCUGUUUAAGCUUUACUGGACCGGUGUUCACCGGCCUUUGUCGUACCAUCCAACCUAUUGGUACCUCGGUCCUAGGUUCUCCUCUUUCCGCGAGGUAAUCCCCCACCACUGUGAUAUAUAUUUUCCAUUGGUAUUUAGCCUCCAGGUCUAGACCAGCUGUCAAGGUUUCUUCUCCCUUACAACCUUAUUCACUUUUUGUUCAUACUGUAGGGUGCGCUAUCCACGUCCUGCGCAAGGGAGCGUUAUUCAUCAUGGACGCCAAAAUAAAGCCUCUCCUUGAAGCUGCCGUGAAGGAUAAGAAAGUACCAGGCAUUGCCGCUGUGCUGGUGGACUCCGAAGGCAACUUCCUGCUCAAGGAAGCAUUUGGCACCACCAACCUGGAUGACGUGAACGCGGCGCCAUAUACGGUCGACACCACGAUGCAGAUGUUCUCAACUACCAAGCUUGUUGCCUCUAUUGCCGCCCUUCAGCUGGUCGAGCAAGGCAAGCUGUCUCUAUCAGACCCCGUCGAGAAAUAUGAGCCACGCAUUUCCAAGAUGCAGGUCCUCGAAGGCUUCACCGACGACGAGCCAAGCAAGCCCAUUCUGCGCGCACCUAAAUCCAAGCCUACCGUACUUCAACUUAUCACACAUACAACAGGCUUCAGUUACGACUUCUUCGACGAACCCACGCUCAAGUACCGCCUAUCUACUGGCCACCCGCCGGCAGGAUACAGCGGCGAAUCAAAGUUUGAGGACUUCAAUACACCCCUCCUCACAGAUCCAGGGACCAAAUAUAUUUACGGUACCAACAUAGACUGGCUAGGCUGGGUUGUUGAAGCGGUUGCGAAAACGUCGCUUGCCCAUUACGUUGACGAGAACAUUCUCAAGCCACUGGGCAUGAACGAUACUGGCGAGCACUUGAGCGCAGACAAUCCUCGAAUGUACAUGCACUUCGAAGUUGACGGCAAGCUGGUUGUCGUCCCGGAAGUAAGGAAUGCAGCCGAGCCAGAAGAAUAUGGCGGCGGCGGCUAUCUCUGGGGCACCAUCAACGACUACGCGAAGCUCAUGGCGACAGUGCUGAACAAUGGCACGAGCCCGCAUACAGGCAAGUCCAUCCUCAAACCUGAGACAGUCAAGGAGUACCUCUUCACAGACCACCUGCCCUCAGACAUCGACCGGUCGUUGCUGGGCGAGAGUGGCAACUCCAUCCCACAACUUUCGUCUAACGGCUGCUUUUUCCCAACAUUACCACACCAAUCUCGCGGCUGGUCGUGCGGGAUGCUGCUCAAUCUCGAGGAUUUGCCGUACGGACGCAAGAAGAAUAGCGGAGCGUGGGCUGGUCUGGGCAACCUGUAUUACUGGAUUGACCCGACGUCGGGCCUGGCUGGCAUGGUGACCACUCAAGUCUUUCCCUUCUUCCAUCCGGUGCCCCUGAAAAUCUUCGACGAGCUGGAGAGGGUGGCGUAUGGGCAUGAAUUAGCGGGCCCGGAGGACAAUGACAAGAUGAAUCACCGUAGUGACCAUCCGACGCCUUCACAGGCAAAGAUAUAAACAAGUCUUGUUAUUUGUGACAGUGUAAAAA